Messenger RNA from Coregonus sp. 'balchen', 4090 nucleotides. The record is from the annotation of a GenBank genome assembly. Lineage: Eukaryota; Metazoa; Chordata; Actinopteri; Salmoniformes; Salmonidae.
UCGGUCAGGCAAUUCGUCCAGACCUUCAAGAGACGGGGCCUACCGCUGCACAUCUUAGUCAACAAUGGUGAGUGACACACAAUCAACCAAUCAGCCUGCCGACUUAACCACUUGAUAUAAGACUUAAAUUAUUCAAUUAACUGUGUCUAACUAUUUGUGUGUGUGUGUGUUUGCGCACACGUGCAGCGGCGGUCAUGUUGGUCCCUGAGGGUCGUACAGAGGAGGGCUUUGAGCGUCACUUCGGGGUCAACUACCUAGGUCACUUCCUGUUGACCCUGCUGCUGUUAGACACAUUAAAGCAUUCUGGGAAACGCGGUUCCUGCUCACGUGUUGUCACCCUCUCCUCGUCAGCUCACGGUGCUGGAGAGAUACAACUAGACAACCUGCUAAACAGGUACACACACACACACACACACACACACACUAGUGGGGCGCGGGUCAGCUGUUUGUUCACCCGCACCCACUCGUAAUUGCUAAUAACCCAUCCGCAAUCACCCGACUAUAUGUGAUAAAGGGAAAAUCUGAGGCACGCACCCGACCCUAACCCGCUAAUAUAGAAAAUGCGCUGCAGGCUACAGUCAGAGAAGGCGUAAUGAUUUUUUUUCACAAUCCUUUUGCCUGAUUUUAGAUAUGUUUCUGCUUACAAUUUCAGACGUUUUGGUAGGCUAUUUGUCAGUAAACUUGUCUAUAAUUAGAUAGACCUACAUGCAGCUUCUCUUCUGUCAUUAUGUUGCCCUAGAAGACUGAAUAAACCCACCAGAAUAAUGGCAUAUUAAAAUUAAUAGAAUGAAUGCUUCAAUCUAGUUGACAUCGCUAAAGUUUUCUCUGUCAUCUCUGCUUCUUUCGCAGAGCAAAGACGUUUAGGGACCGGGGAGAAAAUGCAAUAACUAAACAAAAACGGGAACGAUUUGACCUGUUGUAAGGAAAUAGAAAGCUGUGAAAAUGACCCAACAUGUUUCUGAUAGGAUUUCAGUUUGGCUUGGAUUCAUAUUUUAUUUGGUUGAAAUACUAUCAGCUUUUAUGAUGCUGAUAAAGAUAGCACCUCUACAGACGGUAUCUAACUGCACAUUCUCAUUCUCUCAAGAUGCUGAAAUAAAUAAAUCAUAUUUCUCCACUCCUGUUCCCCGAGUCAAAAUUUCAUUUUAGUGCAAGAAAUGUUUAAUUCUGCAGGAGUUAAUAUUAAGGCUUUGUGAGAGGUUAUAGACCUACAGUCAGUGUCCAGAUUUCAGUUUCCAUUUAACCCAUCUGAACAGUAGGCUACAGUUCCCUUGACGUGCCAUAGGCCUAUUUGAAGUCCCGUCUUAUGACUGUUGAAUUUGUAUAGCGCCUCACAAUCAUCCUCUUUUACCACUUCACCAAAUCUUUCCCAAACAUGACUUUUCUGGCCCUCCCUUCUCUUUAUUUUCCACUCUCCAUUUCACAGCUUUUCUCUUAUUGAAUUAAACUCUGACAUUGUCCUUUUUGCCUACGUUAACUGUUUAUGCCCGUUCCCAAAUGCAUUUGGCGAUUGGCGUGUAGACUAUUUGGCGCGUGUACAGUUAGGCCCUAAAGCUUAGGCUUACACAUUAAUGCCAAAUUGCCUAAAAUUAUGAAAGAAAAAAAUUAAUGUAGCCUAUAGAUAUAAAUUGCACAAGAAUUAUACAUUUAUGGGUUUUUUAAGGUAUUGUUUUCUCUUUAUUCAACCCACCCGCCCUUCAUCCACACAAUAUUUCAUGACCCUAAACCCGCCCGCCUCGCGGAUAUAACCGUGGGGACUACGGGUUAUGAGUCAACCCGCGCAUCACUAACACACACACCCUCCUCUCCUCAACCUACAUGUACACACACACCCUCCUCUCCUAACUUCCUCACACUUUUUCAACAUCUUUCUCUUCCCUCUCUUUAGGCAGUGUUAUUCAGCCCAUGCUGCGUACUGCCAGAGUAAGCUGGCACUACUAUUAUUUUCGUCCCACCUGCAACAGAGGCUGGAUAGAGGAGGGUUUUCAGUGAGCUCAUGUGCAGUGGAUCCUGGGAUGGUCGACACGUCACUCUACCGCCACCAUCUUCCCCCCCGCCCGCCUCGCACAGACAGCCAUUGCACGCCUGCUCUUUAGGGUACACACAAACACACACACACACACACACACACACACACACACACACACAGUACUAAUCGAGUAUUGGCAAUUCCACAGUAACAGAAUGAUGCUGAGACUCAGAUGUUUCACUUUAAAAUGUAUGUCAAAAACCAGGAUCUCCCGAGUGGCGCAGUGGUCUAAGGCACUGCAUCGCAGUGCUAGCUGUGCCACUAGAGAUCCUGGUUCGAAUCCAGGCUCUGCUGUAGCCGGCCGCAACCGGGAGACCAAUGGGGCGGCGCGCAAUUGGCCCAGCGUCUUCCAGGGUAGGGGAGGGAAUGGCCAGCAGGGAGGUAGCUCAGUUGGUAGAGCAUGGCGUUUGCAACGCCAGGGUUGUGGGUUCGAUUCCCACGGGGGGCCAGUAUGAAUAAAAAAAAAAAAGAAUAAUGUAUGCACUAAAUGUAAGUCGCUCUGGAUAAGAGCGUCUGCUAAAUGACGUAAAUGUAAAUGUAAAGUUAAACAAACCAUACAAGGACUACUUUCAACAAUUUCCACUGAACAUUUUAUAUAAACACAUUUACUGUGCAAAUGCACAUUUACUGAACAGUGCAGAUGCAAAGUUUGGUAACAGAAUGACGGUUUGUGUUGUUGGUGCCAUCAUUCUGUUACCAAACUUUGCAUCUGCACUGUUCUUCAAGGAAAUGUGUUUUUGUAAAAUGUUCUGUGGAAUUGUUAAAAGUCAUCCUUGUGCAUAGAGUUGUAUGGUUUGUUUAACUUUGCAAUACUUGGUUUUUGUUUGGCAUUAAUUUAUAAAGUGAAAAAUCUCAGCAUUAUUCUGUUACCGUUGAAUUUCCCGAAUCUGACGACUGUGAAAGUUUUCAGAAGAAAUCGGAACGAUUUAUUCAAGAAGUGAAUUACAGAAUAAGUAUCUUAAAAUGUGUCAUGUGGCAUUUCAGUACCAUACUGACUUCAGACUCUAUAUUUAGGCAGAGAGAGAGAAAGAGACAGAGAUGAAGAGAAAGAGAGAUGAAGUGGGAAAACUUGCCAGGCUUAAGAAAGAUAAGAAUGUUCAGAAUCUCCAUAAGAUAUGCAUGAAUCAAUCUCCCAUGACUCUCAGUCAUUUACAUUUACAGUUGAGUCAUUUAGCAGACGCUCUUAUCCAGAGCGACUUACAGUUGUGAGUGCAUACAUUUUGGUAGUUUUUGGUACUGCUCCACCGUGGGAAUGGAAGCCACAACCCUGGCAUUGCAAGUUCCACGCUCUACCAACACACACACACAGACACACACACACACGUACGUUCCAUCUGAAAAUGAAAUGUUAAAACAUUUGCUGCUUGCUAACUAAAUAGUGCUUGUUUAUUUCAGUGGGGUUAUUUUAGAAUGUGUUGCAUAUCUUAAAGCCUUGGCCUGGAGGCACUGUUAAUGUCUGGAGGUUGGGAUGGAAGGAGACAGCCCUGUGUGUGCUGUUUGUGUGAGAGAGAGUGUAAUCACUACAGGCAGUUGCCUCAGUAAAUGACCUUUAGGGAGCCUCUGCCGUGCAGCUACAAAUGCACCAUUAAUCACAGGCUCCUCAGCGCUAUCACAUUAAUACACACACACACACACACACUGUUUACCAUAGUCUCAUGUAGAAAUAGGUUGAAAAGUCAUGUUGUUGUAGAAAUACUGUAGGCUUUUGUUGUGAGGCUGUAGAUCUAGCUGUAUCUUAAUGCCUGUGAAGCACUGCUGGUUGUGUGUGUUUAUAUAACAGCCUCUUUGGGUGUGUGUGUGUGUGUCCGUGUGUGUGCGUGGCUGGGUGCAUGCGUGUGUAUAACAUUCUGACAGUUUGUGUUGUGUCCCCAGAGCCCGACCCAGGGAGCAUCCACGGUCCUCUACACUGCUCUGUCUCCGUCUCUGGAGGGGGAGGGAGGAGGCUACUGGAGCAACGGGCGCACAGAGAUGACAUCACCAAACACCUACGACCCCCAGCUCCAGCUCGGCCUCUGGGACUCCAGCUGCAGACUAGUUGGCCUGCAGGAGCAGCACCAACCAUGA